Messenger RNA from Oryzias latipes (Japanese medaka), 5771 nucleotides. It is a transcript of the gene fam171b, whose product is annotated as family with sequence similarity 171 member B. Lineage: Eukaryota; Metazoa; Chordata; Actinopteri; Beloniformes; Adrianichthyidae. The record is from RefSeq and is a predicted model, not a curated record.
UUAUGUGAUCUGAAUCUGUCUGACAUCACAAGACAGGCUGCUCGCAGAUCUCAGUGUGACGUAACAUCUCCAGACACUGCAAAGAUGCUUUAUGCAAACAGACUUCUCACUCUGACUAUUUUCCCUUCGUCUGUUAAAAACAACGAUCUCAGUGCGUCACACUUUUCGUCAAAAUCGUUUGUAUUUUAAUUUUGAUUACUUCUGUCAAAAUAAUUAGGUCCGUGAUUGUGAUUUUGCCCAGACUUUAAUUCUUUUCUUUUUCGCUGCGGAGUGACACCCCUCGCUUUAACACACGAUCUUUUCCAGCCCCAGCAUCCUUUUCCACCGUCCGCACCGAAGACCACAGAAACCGAGCGGCACGAGGCCUUUGGUGACGCACGCGACCCCGCCGCCGGACCUCCUCGUUUGAGCGCGUGCCGCGCGCUCCGUUAUGUCCGCCAGCCAUGGCUGCUGAUCGCCGCGCGCCGCUCCUCUUCCUCCGCUGGCUGCUUUUGAUCUCCUGCCUGGACGGAGCAGUGAGGGCGGCACCCUCCUCCUCUUCUUCAUCCUCCUCCUCCUCCCUAACCGGGGACAAUGGCUUCACCGUCGCGGUCAGAGACACGGAUGACCCGCGGCGCGUGCCCACACCCACGAGUCAGACAGCAGGGUUUUCCCUCAAGGUCCUGGUUAGGGACCUGGUGACCCGCCAGCUGCUGCCGGGGGCGUCGGUGGGCCUUUACGUCAACCACACCUUGAGGAGUUCGUCCCAAACCGACGCCAAGGGGGAGGUCCUGCUAUGGGUGGAGUACGACCCGGGAUCGGAGCUGACGCUGCUGGGGACCAGCGAUGCCUACGUCCCCGCCCCCCUGCCCUGGAGCACCGCGAAGAGACCCAUUUUCUCGGUGGUGACGCUGUCGCUGCUCCCCCACAGUCAGGGAAACAUCUGGCUGUUUGAAGACUCGGUGCUCAUCACCAGGAAGCUACCAGACAGUUCCUCGCAACCAAAGGUCCUGUUCCCCAAAAGCCUCCUGACACUCCCCGACAGGGGCAACAUCUCCACGGUGACGGCAUUCCUGACCGUACCACAGCACCACCUGGGGAAGGACUGCGCCAACUGUACCCUUGGCAUCACCAGCAGCAAAUCAGCUUUCCGAAGCAUGGAGCUGAGGGCGGUGGCAGCCGUCAGCGUCCUGCUGUUCUCCGAAGGAAUCGAGCUCCACGUUCGAGGGCCCAUCCAGAUCAGCCUGCCGCUGGGACGUGACACCGACCUGAGGGCCGCCGACACUGUCCCGGCCUGGGCCUUCAACCCGAAGACGGGUGCGUGGGAGAACCACGGUCUGGGCGUGGUCAAGGCGAUCGGCGAUGAGCUGGUCUGGGUUUACACCGCCUCCCACCUGGGAUAUUGGAUCGCAGCCCCCCAUCCUUCAUCGAAAGACUAUCUUGGACAAGGAAACUCCAUGGACUUCCUUUCGUACCACACCUACUUGCUGUUGGGAAUUCUGGGAGGAACUCUGGCCGUCGUCGUCGGAUUUCUGUCCCUGCUUCUGUGUCACUGCGGAGGUACCUAUCGGGAACCUAAGAGGAGGAGGAGGAGGAGGACGGCCCGGUUCUCGAAGCUCACCGUGCUGAAGAAAGACCAAACCACCUCCACUCACAUGGAGGAGGGCCUGCUCUUCCGGUCUGGAGACAACAGCCUGGCCUCCUGCAGCGUCCAGUGCGAGACGCUGUCCACGCCCAGGCACAAGGCCAACUACAACAUCUAUGUGGAGGAUCCAGGGAGUCUCCCUGCAGGUUCCCUGUAUGACAACAUCGCUCUGGAGCGGAUGAAAGCCUCCCAGCAGUCGUCUCUGUACAUCAACAGCGACGAGGUGGCUCGCAUCCAGGAGAAAGCGGAGCAGAACAGGGCCAACUUGAACUCUUCAGACAACUUCUUCCAAGACAAGCUGGUUCACCUGUACAACCAACCCGUGGCCAUUAUCCAAGCUCCGGAGCUGUUUGGAGUUCAGGAGCAGCAGUUGUCGGGUUGCAAGUCGGCCACGUUUCCCAGGAAUGGAGUUGACUAUGAUGCCCACUCAGAGCCGGCCAACAAAGACAGCUACACGCAGACGCUGCCGAAAGCGCCUCAUCACCACUGCCAGGGUGGGGCGGGUCCACACCAGAGCAGCCAGGACGAUCCCCAGCCUCUGGAGACUCCACCGCCGGGCCAAGGGACCAACGCGAACAUAUGGGGGCGCUACAAUAACCUCCUGGAAUCCUCUGUCUCGGUACCGGGCACCCUCAACGAGGCGGCCGGAAUGGGGCCCUUCAGCGGCGGGCACGGCAUGUCCGCCGAGCUGCAAGGUAUUUCUGAGCGAACCCUGCUAGAGCUGGGGCGCGGGAAGUCCUCGUCUUCUCACCCGAGGGCCUGGUUCGUCUCCCUGGACGGGAAACCGGCCGCUCAGGUCCGCCACUCCAUCAUCGAACUCCAGACCCGGCACCGCCCACCGAGCAGCAACGACACCAGCCUGGACUCGGGCGUGGACAUGAACGAGCCCCAGCAGAGCAUCCGGGAGACGGAGCGGGACAGGCCCUCCUUCAGGGGCACGUCCUUUCACCUUCACGGCAGAGGGGGGCGACACAGCGAGGAGCAGGACCUCAGCAGCAGCGAGAGCGGCACCACUGCCACCUGCACACCAGAGGACCCCUCCCUGAGGAACAUUUUAGACGGGAGCAGUGGGGCCAUCCCCAACAUUCCCGAAGAGCGGGAUGGGAUGGACACGUCCAGCGCUCAGGAGGACAGCGAGUCGAGGGGCACCCCACCUCCGAGGCGCCUGAGGAAGGUGAGAGAGAAGGGGAAGACGGACAAGAGGAGUACCAAACACGUCCGGGAAGGUAGACCGAUGACCAAGAGAAGCUAGGAGACGGAUCCGGUAUCAAACUGAAGUCUUUGGGGACUGGGAACCAACCUCUCUUACCUUGUUGUUGCUAAAGCACACAGUUGAUUAGCAGCAGGUGGAGCGGUUGCGACCGGAGAACAGGACUGGAUUCCGACAUUGUAGAUUUGCCCCUUUUUUUUGUCGGGGCUUGAUGACUUUGCCAAAGAGUCUAUAAGCUAACUUUCUAAAAGCCACCUAUCCAGCGUGUUUCUACACCUUGUUCUUUCAUUCCUAAGAUCACCAGCGAGAUUCUUCACAGCAAACACAACCCCCACCCCACCCCCACCCAGGAAAGGAAUUUAAAAAACGGGGUGCCUUCAAACUGCCUGCGGUGUCAACGAACCGCAGUUUGGACGUAAAUCUGGGAGGUUUGCAGGACGGACACAGUGCACUUAUCCUCACCAGAAAUGCCUGCCAGGAGUACAGACAUUUUCCGACUUCCCGUGUCCUUUUUUUUGCGUGAAUGAUCGCCGCGCCAGAAGGGAAGUAUUUCCGAGGGAAACCUGUUGUACAGAUAAGCUGCCGUUGGAGGCUCCCUCCUCAAAUUGUCACACAGCCACUACCUACAUUUUGCGUAUUUUCUACGUCGGAAAUUUCGUGACACAUAGGUGAUUCAUACAGGUCUUUACAUGAAUUUGGUUUUGAGCUGUUCAAAAGUUUUGGUCGUAGUUUAUUUAAAAUCCUUUAUACGCAUAAUUUUUGCAAGAUACAUACGCAAACCUGCGGUUUUCCACGACAGUUCAACGUUUGUCUUAUGGACUUUUUGGGCACGUACCGCCGACGUGUGACUGUUCUUUGUGUGCUUCAUUCAUACUUCUUCCGUGGUUUCUUUGUGAUACAUCUGUGAAAAUCUCACGUAAAGAACCUCAACUUUUCUCACUUAUUCUCACGUAUGACCAGUUUUCAUCCGUGCAAUAUGUACCAAAUGUGCGUAGAAGCUGUGUGACACGGCGUUAAGGUCCACAACUGCUUUUGUAUGCAUGAAAAUGAAUGUUUUGCUGUUUCACUGUUUUCCAUGCCAGAUUUCGACGCAACACUUAUUCUAUGUUUAGGUAAAAUGAAAAAUAAGUUACGUUUGGUUCCGUGGACACUUUAGUUCAGGGGAUCAACCAUUAUAGAUUCACAUAUUUUAAUGUCUUAUUAACAAUAUCACAUAGUAAAUUAGUACAACAGCAGAGAAAUGCGCGGUUUUAGCUUCUCCCGAAUGAACGGAUAAACCUCCCGAUCUCUUAUUGUCACGAAAUAAAAAAUUUCGUCCAAUUUUUUUCUUUUUUUCUAUAUCUAGCUUUAAUCGGACUAGCUACAAAGAACGUCUGUUCCGUUUAUGGUUUUGAUGUCAUUUAAAAAAAAAAGGAAAGUCUGACUUCCUUACUAUCCGGUGUCCUUCCAAACUUCUUAAAAAGAAUUUCGGUUUAUUUAGUUACAAUUACUCAAAAUGACCUUUAAGCUAACUCAAAACUAGCUUAGGAGCGUUAGCUACAGUGUUGAUGAUCUUUGGACUACCAUAACUCUCCCACUGUUUACGCAAUUAAUUUAAUUUAGAGGAUUCUGAAGCGGAGAGAAAUAGCUUUGCGCUGACUUUAACGUUUUGAAGUGUUUAAGCAAUCGAUGGAAAUCAGCUAAUUCAUUUGCAAAGGAUUGUCUCAAAAUGGUCUCCUUAUAAGUUCAAUGAAUUCUCAAACAAAUUAGAAUUAAAUUGGGACGAGUUGGAGAAAAAAAUGAGAAUGUCUUGUUUUUUGUCAAAACUUUACUAGUUUUCUAUUUUUUUCAACUUGCAAACAUUUUUUUUUCUUGCUAGCUUUAUGCGCAGUGCAGUACAACCUUUAGGUAGGACAGCUACCGAACUUUUUUGAUAACAUUUUAUUCAGAAGAGACUAGCGCAUUUUUCUGAUUCAGUCGUUUUAUGCUACGUUCAAAACAAGCAAAACAAAUUUGCGCCGACCACUUCUCUUUUGACUUGCAUCAAAUUCACUUCUAGGACGCUUCUCGAUAAAUCCUAACCUUGGGAGGGGCCACCGUCCAAAGUUUUAAGACCUCGAUACAAAAAAUGAAAAAUUUUAUUAAAUUAGGGAAGAGAACGAUCCAAAUUUUCUCCAUGUUGGUUUUGGACUCCACCUACUGAUGAUGUCAUCAACACGUGACAGGCCAAAGCUGAGGUUGUAAAAGCAUCGCAAUGCGACACCCAAAACACAUAAGCGCUAGAGCAUCACGCCUGACGCUCAGGACUUUUGAUCGCGUAUGUACGUUGACUUAAUGGUGAAACUGGACGUCCCAUCCAUGCGACCACAUAUCCACGAAAAAUGCUUGUAUUUCUCUCAAAAACGCACAUUGAUAGUAGCUAACUUAUCUAGAACGCGAAGAAUAAGCAGCAGCGAUACAUGUUUGAAUGCUGAUGAGUAAAAUAGCAAUAUUUUCGUUAGCUCAAAUCGUUAAAAGAAUUUCAUGUCGAGUCUUCCACAGUUUCACAGUAUUCUGUUUCGUGUACAUAUACAAGCGACAUAGUUUGAUUGUUAUACUUUGUAACGUUUGAUUUCAUCUAAAAAGCCUGAGCAGGGAAAUAAAACAAUAGGAAAUAAAAGCAGAAACUUGGCGGAGUCUUAGGUUGGGGGCGUGGCUAAAAGGUUCUUCGAAAUGUAGUAGCUGGAGAUCAUAAUCCCGCUUUGUAGUUUAUGAAAGCGAUAGAUGUUAAGAAUUCGGAAAAACGACACCACUGCCACUCGGGUUUACCGAUGAAUGUAUCUGUGCUGACUUUGGUGUAGCGUGCUGCCCUCUGUGUGGACUUUUCUUUCCCCCUUAGCCCCUGUGUUGUCCCUCUGUAACAAACGUAGUGUUGCUUUUCUGUGCUGUUAUUUAAUAAAACGUAGCUGAAAUUGCAAA